GUUAAUCACAGAAAAGAAAUCAAGAAUCGAUUUUCGCCAAUACAGAAAAAAAAAAAAAUUCCCCCAUAACAAUAAAUUCCAAAAAUAAAAAAUGGCAAGACCGUGUUUGGUGUCGUUAUUAAUCACAUCAUUGGCGGUUACGGUCAUGGUUCUGGCUCUUGUGGAUGCAGAUUGCAUGGAUGAUUGCCUUGUAGGAUGUUCAGCUGUUGGUGCAUCACAAAUGAAGCAAUGCAUUGAUGAUUGCCAAAAGAAAUGUGGUGAUACUGGCAAAACUGAAAUCUUUGAAAGUAAUAAAAUGCGCACGGUAGAUGGCAAUUCCGGAGUUGCGGAACCUCAAGGCAUCAAGGAACACGUUAAAUGUUACUUUAUAAAAUGCGCCAAAUAUAAAUUAGAUAAGUUGAAAUAUGUCGAAUGCCGCAGUAAAUGUUAAAUCCAAGAUCAUAAUGAGAUCAUCGAUCAUUCAAUUAAUGCUGAGAAGGGGAUGUACUACUGAUGAUCGAGUAGCAUGGAUCUAAUUCUAGCUAUAUAUGCUAGAGUAUAUAUGUUAGCCUUUAUUGGCUUGUAAUCAAGGGUGAAAAGAUCAUUAUGCCCACACCAUAUUGUGAUUUGUCUCAAGCUAAUGCUAAAAUGCGCAAUUUUAGUUUGAACAAGACAAUCGGACAUGGAUCUGGUUAGCCUUUGAAUGAUAUUUUUCUUUAAAAAAGUUUAUCAAUAAUCUCACUUUUUCCCCUUACAGUUACCGCG
This is a messenger RNA of Oldenlandia corymbosa var. corymbosa, 744 nucleotides long. The record is from the annotation of a GenBank genome assembly. Lineage: Eukaryota; Viridiplantae; Streptophyta; Magnoliopsida; Gentianales; Rubiaceae.